GCAGCUCUUGUUAAACCAACAUGCUACAAGGAAUCUCUGAGGAGGUAUUUAAUGGUUAAGGUGCAAUGUCCACAGUCAAAAUAUUUAAGAGUCCCAUACGUAUGCAUGUCAUGUACUCCUUGAAUGGAAGGAGUAAAAUUUGGAAAAGAAAAACAGACCACAAAAGGACAAGUUAUAACAUAGUAAAGAAAUAUCUAUCCAUACACAUAUAUAUAUGCACAUUUGGUCCAUGUAUCAUGUUCAACGAAAUUAAUCUUUCCACUGGAGCCAUCCAUGAUUAGUUUUGAGAUUAUAGGAUUGAGGUGUCAAUCUUCCUGAUAAGUUUUUUUAUCUCAUUGCAAAAGGAAACCUAAAGCUCUCAAAUAUGGAUUUCAUCGUCCUGUGCUUUUAUUUCAAGUACCAUGAUAAAAUUACAAGCUUUAUUAGGCUGAGUUGUGUUAUUACAUUAAUACGACCAAGCCUAUGAUGUGGCGAUUAUGCUUAUUUGCCCCAAAGAACAGUUUGAGCAUAGUAAAACGUUUGGGGGCAAGAAAGGCAUUAUCUUGCCCAACUUUCUCCACAUCUUUUGAUCUCAGGAACGAAGUUGAUGAAAGAGAAAGAAAAAGAAGGAUCAAAAUGGGUAUGGAAUGCAAGCUUGUGUGGCUUUGUAUGUCAGGGACGAGGCCAAGGGACGAUCCUGUACAGGCUAUGCCUACUACACUAAACAGUGCAGAGGUCAGGUCAGAUCAGGUCGCAGUUGGUUAGCUCCUCUGCUCGACUGUAUAUUUAAUCUUCCACGAGCCAUAUCUACUCACAACACUCUCUCCCUGAAUAAUGUCCUCCUAAGACAGUUAAAAAAGAAGAUACUAUUGUAGUCUAUCGAGGUAAGAAAUAAGUAAAAAGGCAAAAAGAAAAAGAAAAGGGAGAGUAGGUGAAUAUGUGUAUGUAUCAUAGUGCAAGUAGGACAAAAGGAUAAAAGAAAAAAAGUAGGACAAAAGGAGUUUCCUGUGGGAGGUUCCUUCCUGAAAUAUAUAGAGGGAAAGAAGGAGACCGGUGAAGCAGCUUCCCAUGCUGCAGGGUAGUCUUGCAUGCAAAGGCUUCCCAGGGUUGUCUUAGUAGAGGCUUAGCUUCUUAGAGAAAACUUUGGUUCCUGAUUCAUUUUUGAUCUCUCAGACAGCAGGAGGAAUCAGCAGUGGAAAUGGGUAAGGGUGAAGACUUCGAGCUCCUAAAAAUCCAGACCCACAUCCUGAAGGUGAACAUACAUUGUGAUGGAUGCAAGCUUAAAGUAAAGAAACUCCUCCAUAGAACUGAAGGAGUCUUCUCAGUAAGCAUAGAUGUAGAACAGCAGAAGGUCACAGUUUCAGGAAAUGUGGACUCUGAAACUCUGAUCAGGAAGCUGAUCAAAGCACGUAAGCAUGCAGAGCUAUGGACUCAAAAGAUCAACCAGACUCAGCAGCUCAACCAGCAAAAGCAGCAGCAGAAGCAAGUAGCCAACCCCAUGAAGGAUGCCAACAAAAACAACAAAGAACAAGACAAACAAGGCCUCAUGCGAGGCCUCAAAGCCUUCAAGAACCAGCACAACAAGCUUUCCCCAUCCAGCUCCGAUGAGGAAGACUUUGAUGAUGAUGAUGAUGACGAUGAGGAUGUAGAUUAUGACGAAGAAGAAGAUGAUGCUGAUAUGCAAAAUCUUGAUAGUCAGAUGAAGCAAACUAAUUUCAUGAGGCAGGCAAACAACGCCCCAACCAACGCAAAGCAAAGUGGGAACGGCAAUGGAAAAGCUGGUGCAAAUGCCAAAAUUGGAUGCAACAGGAAGGGGGGAGAAAAUGCUAACCAAAACCACAUCAAAAGUCCAAAUGAGUCACAACAAAAAGGCACCAAUGCUGGAGCUAACAACAGGGUGGUCAAUGGCAAUCCUAAAGUUCAGGGCAACAAUGGGGUGAUGGGUCUUGGCCCCCCUGGGCUUGGUGGAACCAAUGGAUGCUUGCCAGGAAAUGCUUUCAAAGGCUACACAGGACACCCACCACAAUGUGGGGGUCAAUACCAGUCUCCAGUGACGGUGAACAUGCAGGGCUACCAGACCCAUCCAUCAUCAUCCAUGGUGAACAAUUUGAGAGGGCACAACAUGGUGGUGCAUGAAAGCAGAUACAUGCAGCCUCAGAUGAUGCACCUCAGGACCUCUCAGAUCUCCCCCUACGCUGGUUACUACAACUGCUACCCAAGCCCUUACUAUCUCAGUAACCAAGUUGAUAAUGGUUAUUAUGGUACCCAUCUUUUCAGUGAUGAAAACACUAAUGCUUGUAUUAUCAUGUAAAAAGAAGGUAUGUAGGAUAUGGGAUCAAGUGUUGCUGUUAUGGUUUUCUGUAAGUGGUGACUCAGUGGUGCUCCAAACUGUCAGCAUUCUUGGUGUUACCUUUGGCUGGACAUUUUACUGCCCCCUUGUUCAUGUGCUUUCCACUCUCUUUGAUGCUACUGACUGUUGCCUAAAAAGUUGUAAUUACCAAGAGAACAAGAUAAGAAAAUCUUGGUUUGGUAGACUUAGCCAUUCUUCUACCCUAAGGAAUAUCAUGGCAAUAGAAGGAUUUACUACUCAGACAAAUGUGCAUUACUCAAUACAGCCUGAGAGCAUGAGAAAUGAGAGUAUCCACAAAUAAACUUAAGGUCCACUUCUCUCGAUUGGCGACAAUGAGUGUAGAGUAAGAAAGGAUGAAGCCAUAAAGAAAUAACUUCAAAGGCACUGAGAACAACCACAUAUGCAACCACAAAAUAUAUAAGACUAGUAUAAACUAUAAAG
Molecule: messenger RNA, 2770 nt
Organism: Musa acuminata AAA Group (dessert banana)
Lineage: Eukaryota; Viridiplantae; Streptophyta; Magnoliopsida; Zingiberales; Musaceae
Product: heavy metal-associated isoprenylated plant protein 37-like
Exons: 3
Coding region: 1178-2290 (370 amino acids)
Molecular function (GO): metal ion binding
Source: RefSeq, a predicted model, not a curated record